Molecule: messenger RNA, 187 nt
Organism: Meloidogyne enterolobii
Lineage: Eukaryota; Metazoa; Nematoda; Chromadorea; Rhabditida; Meloidogynidae
Source: the annotation of a GenBank genome assembly
UAUGAAACGUCAUACAAUUCGAAUAACACCUGGGGUAAUGUUAAUUAAGGUGCUUCGUAAACUUUUGGUCGAUAAACAAUAUGUAUUAAACGAUACAAACAUUCCUUUUUUUAAUCCUGCAUAUGUCAUAAAUACUACGCACGAUGGAAUGCAAGUUCCGGUAUGUAUAGGAAAAAAGUUUUUUUAA